AUCAGACUCAGGACAGAAACACACAACCUCUGAAAAAUGGACCAAAGUCUCUAUUUCCUUCUUCUGCUAAUUGCUCUCUGCUCCGUAUCUGAAUGUGUUCAGCGUCAGUAUCACUUUAUAAGUGAGAAGAAGACCUGGACUGAAGCUCAGAGAUACUGCAGAGAGAAUUACACAGAUCUGGCCACCGCUGACAACAUGAACGACAUGAACGAGUUGAAGAAGAUUGUGAAUGAUAAACCUGCCUGGAUCGGUCUGUUCAGAGUCAGUGGCUCAUGGCAGUGGUCAGAUCAGAGUGACUCCUCAUUCAGAUACUGGAUGUCUGGUCAACCUGAUAAUCAUGGAGGUGUUGAAAACUGUGCAGAGAUUACAGCAAACACUCAAUGGAAUGACAACUCUUGCAGCCACCAAUUGACUUUUGUGUGUCAUGAAGAUAAACUGAUUGUGAUCACAGAGAAUCUGACGUGGUCUGAAGCUCUGAGAUACUGCAGACAGAAUCAUGUGGAUCUGGUCUCGGUUCAUUCAGAAGAGAUUCAGCGUCGUGUGAUGAACGUGGUUAAACGGGCGUCUACUGCAGCGGUGUGGUUGGGUUUACGUCACUCCUAUAUUUUGGGUACUUGGUUCUGGGUGAGUGGAGAGACCGUGUGCUAUCAGAACUGGGCUCCAGGGAACGGCACAUCAGAGGAGGACUGUGAACACACAGUGAGAUCUGGAACAGUUCAGUCUGGAGGAGAUCAGCACUGGAUCAGCCGUCCUGAAACUGACAAACUCAACUUCAUCUGCAGCAGAUAUUAAGAGUGAAAGGAUACACAGACCUUUCAUGUAAGAAAACAAAUGCUUGUGUUCACGUCCUCUAACUUAAGUAAUAAUUUUACAUAUAAUAAUUUUAAUCUCAGCAGACAAUUGUACCUGAGGGUUAAAAAGGCAGAUUUUUUACUCAGAUCUUUAAUAUAGUUCAAAUGCAUUUUUCAGUAAACAGUUAUUGAGCUGUAAAUUGUCUAAAUUUCUGUUGAUGCAUCAGUGUGUGAUUUCUGUAGGUUUGUUUGCUCUAUUUUAAGAGCUGUUAAUGCAUGUUUUGCUUUUACAUACUCUUUCAACAUCAUAAUCUGUAGGACCACCUUUAGCCCAAAAAACUGUGGCCCUGAUAAGUCUUUUGGGGUAUCUGGUACCACAAUGUCAAAAGCAGUUCCUCCAGUUCCUGUACAUUGCAGGGUAGUGAUGAUGUAGCACAAACCUGCUUUUUGAUUGUGUUCAUGUCACCUGAAUUCGGAGGCCAAGGCAUUAACAUAAAUUCACCAUCAUAUACACAUUAAUAUUUUGUUCCUUCUAUUUCCUUCUAUUUUAUUAUGAUAACUCAUGAAUUUAAGGUCAUUUUGUGUUUUAAGGAUCUCUCUGUUGGUGUGGCUACUUCAAUUUCUCUUAUAUUACAUUUUUGGAUUAUUAGAUUUGAAAUGACUGGUUGAAUGUGAGUUAGCAAACCUAACAUUACGUGCCUCAGUGAAAUUAAGUAUUGUUUAUUCUUUAAAAAGUGAAGGUUUUAUAUAAAAUAUCUUGAAACCUUUUGUGCUCAACAUAAAAGAAUGUGUCAACAACACCAGCUCA
Molecule: messenger RNA, 1599 nt
Organism: Labeo rohita (rohu)
Lineage: Eukaryota; Metazoa; Chordata; Actinopteri; Cypriniformes; Cyprinidae
Product: macrophage mannose receptor 1-like
Exons: 4
Coding region: 37-792 (251 amino acids)
Source: RefSeq, a predicted model, not a curated record